This is a messenger RNA of Perca flavescens (yellow perch), 1215 nucleotides long. Its product is annotated as group XIIB secretory phospholipase A2-like protein. Lineage: Eukaryota; Metazoa; Chordata; Actinopteri; Perciformes; Percidae. Gene Ontology annotation, biological process: triglyceride homeostasis; arachidonate secretion; cholesterol homeostasis. The transcript is spliced from 5 exons. Gene Ontology annotation, cellular component: extracellular region. The record is from RefSeq and is a predicted model, not a curated record. Gene Ontology annotation, molecular function: calcium ion binding; A2-type glycerophospholipase activity. The coding region runs from base 262 to 900 and encodes 212 amino acids.
UAGAAGAGACCAAAGAUCCUUCUCUGAAGAGACAAAAGUCACGCGACUCUACCAAAUAUAGACAGAGGGUAGUGAAGACCAAAGACUGCUGUAGUGAAGACCAUAGACAUAGAGGGAAAAUCAGUUCGGUAUGAUUAUUUAAAUGCGCUGACAACUCACUGCACCUGCCAAACACUUACACUGAAUGGAGCGGGUGACCGGUCCAAGAUGGCGGCCCUACGGCUCGUCAGCGGCGCCAGUAGGCAUUGACAUACAUAAAAAAUGACCCGUUGGGCCCUUAUUGCUCCCCUCCUGCUCCUGCUGGGCCUGUUCAUCCACGGUGCCGUCAGUGAAGAGACUGAGGACCCAACUGCAACACCACCAGCACCGGGCCAGGCCGCCGAUGGCUCGCAGGCCGAGGACGAGAAUGCAGAGUGGGGAAUGAACUCCCUGCGAGGCGGCUUUGAGUCAGUCAGCGGAUACUUUGACUCAAUGCUAGAGUUCAUGGGUGGACGUGAUGGAGUGUGCCAAUACCGCUGUCGAUAUGGUAAAGCUCCUCUUCCUCGUCCUGGCUAUCAGAUGCCAGAACCUGAUGGAUGUACCUCCUACUUCUUUGGUCUUCCUAUUCCAGACGGGAUGGACAUGGGCAUCCCUGCCAUGACCAAGUGUUGCAAUCAGCUGGAUAUGUGUUACGACACGUGUGGCUCCAACAAGUACCGCUGCGACUCCAAGUUCCGCUGGUGCCUCCACAGCAUCUGCUCUGACCUCAAGAAGAGCCUUGGCUUUGUGUCAAAAGUUGAAGCAUGUGAAACGGUAGCAGACACCUUGUUCAACACAGUGUGGACUCUGGGCUGCAGACCCUACAUGAACGGCCAGAGAGCAGCAUGCUUCUGUCAGGGAGAGGAGAAAGAUGAACUUUAGAUUCAAGCGCGAACCACUCUCCUAUUUAUAACAGUAUCAACUACAGCAACACAUCAGAAGAUGUGAGUCAUGGUGUUGCAAAGACUUGUGACUACUUUAGUAAUUUAUUUGGAAGUUAUUGUUCUGGUUUUGUUCAAAGUCAUUAUUUUUACUUUGCAGCAAAAUGUAGAUGUUGUUGAAAGUUGACUUGAGCUGCAAGCCCAAACUGUAUUUGUUUGAUUGUAGAGGUGCAUCACUGCUAUCUGUAGUGUUGGUAUUAGCACCAAUACUGUUGGCAAAGGCAUAUGAUUUUGGAAAAGUAACAAAUAUCUGUGG